AUUUUAGGCGACUAUAAGUCCCUGGUCCGAAACUCUGAUAUUCAAAAUUGGAUUUUUUCCGGACCUCCCGAGUCCCACUCGCGUACCAGCAGUAAUACAUGCUCAAUUGUUUCAUAGCAUUUACGACAUAGAGGGCAGGUGGGUUCAGGUAUCAUUUUUUCGCUUGAACAGAUUCUCUGAUGUUGGUUUGAGAGUACACGGAUUCAUUGCAAGCCCGAAAUUCAGCUACGUGCCCGGCUAGAUUUUUGAUUUGCUGGACCGACGGAGGAGGGAGCGCCGUGCCCUUAGGAUCAAAAGCCGAGGAACCUGCGCUCUCCGCCGCUAUUGCGAGCACCAAACGAACAAAAGGUCGUAACUUGGACCCAAUCAAUCUGCAACCUUGCCUCGCGGCGGCAACGGAAAAAUCCAAAUUUCUACACGACCCAUGUUGCGCUCGUCCAUUGCUCGCGUGAUUUCGGUCUCAAUCACCUCCGAAUUUCACAAAUUUUCGACCUUGCACUCGUCUGCAACCUCUCCUGCUGAGAAAUUUUACUCUUGCGUUCAGCAAAAUGGGGGCAACAUUGAGAAAGCCCUAGCCACUGUCCGAGCUCAUCUCGACUCUUCGUGCGUCAGUGAAGUCUUAACCAGGUGCUCCACUGAUCAAUCUCUUUUGGGUCUCAGGUUCUUCGUAUGGUCUGGUCUUCAGCCUAGUUACAGGCACAGCUCUUACGUGUAUGCUAAAGCUUGUGAAAUCUUUGAAAUUAGACGAAACCCACGAGUCAUUCGGGAUGUUAUCGAGUCUUACGGUGUUGAGGAGUGUCUAGUUAGUGUCAAGGCCGUUAAGGUAGUUUUGAAUCUGUGCAAGGAAGCUAAGCUUGCUGAUGAAGCCUUAUGGGUGCUCAGAAAGAUGCCCGAAUUCAAUCUGAGGGCCGAUACGGCGGCUUACAAUAUUGUUAUUAGGUUGUUCUGUCAAAAGGAGGAUAUGGAUAGUGCAGAGAAAUUGAUGAGAGAGAUGAGCGAGGUCGGUCUAUACCCUGAUAUGAUCACCUUUGUGGAGAUGGUUAAAGGGUUUUGCAAUGUGGGUAGGUUGGAAAAUGCUUACCAGUUGAUCAAGCUAAUGAGGGGACAUGGCUGUGUGCCGAACGUGGUUGUUUACUCGGCUCUCCUUGAUGGUGUGUGUAGGAAUGGGAACAUGGAUAGGACAAUGGAAUUGUUGACGGAGAUGGAGAAAGAUGGCGGUGCUUGUAGUCCAAAUGUGGUUACUUAUACUUCAGUUAUUCAGAGCCUUUCUAACAGCGGUUUGACAAUGGAGGCACUGGGAAUAUUGGAUAGAAUGAUAGCUUAUGGUUGCACCCCUAAUAGGGUUACAGUUGCUGCCCUACUUGAGGGCCUUUGCAAGAAAGGCCAAUUGGAGGAGGCUUAUAAGUUGAUUGAUAAAGUUGUCUCAGAAGGUUCUGUUCCAAAUGGGGAUUGUUAUAGUUCUAUGGUGGUGUCUUUGAUGAGAUAUAAAUUUUUCGAUGAGGCGGUAAUGCUUUUUAAAAGAUUGUUGGAUUUUGGGUUGAAACCUGAUAGUUUGGCUUCUAGCCUUAUCAUAAAGGAGCUUUGUACUGAGGGGAGGGUGUUGGACGGACUUCAAUUUUUUGAUGAUAUUGAGAAAAUGGGGUGCUUACUUUCAAUUGAUUCUGAUGUCUAUUCGGUUCUCUUACACCGGCUUUGUCUGCAUGACCAUAUGAUUGAGGCUGCCAAGGUUAUGAGGAUGAUGUUUGAUAAAGGUGUACGCCUGCGAACUUUAUAUGCUGAUGACAUAGUUGAACAUCUGAAGAAAUGUGGUGACAACGAGCUUGUAUCUCUCUUGAGUGAGAGAUUCAGGUGAUCUUGCAGAAGAGGAAGUCAAGCAAAUUAAAUGCUAAAUUAGAUUGCUUGUUACGAAGGUGCACAAGGACUGGGCGAGUAGCUGUCUAAUUGUGUGUAGAAUGGGAUUAAAAAGUCCGGAAGAUGUUUGCAGACCAUGGAACUGACUAUUGUAACAUUCCUUUCAUAUGUUUAUGCUUCCUGGCAGUUCAAGCUCCUAUUGAUGAUAGUUCUGUGUGUUACUUAUCAGCCUUUUUGCCGAGUAUUUCGGAGCAAACGUUCUUGAACCUUUCAGAGUUCAAGUAUCGGCCAAUUGCAACUUUUCUUGACUCUGACUGCUGGAAUUCGUGUGCUAUGCAGAUCGUGUCCCGCUGAGGAAAAUUUCCGCUCACUCUGGACUCCUCGGACAGCACAUGUAUGACGAUUCGUGAGAUUGGCCAUCGAUGAACUUGUGACAAGCAGGUAUGGGAUUGGAUCUUUGUCCCUGUUGGUUCUUGGCACCUUCUUUGUUCAUUGGUUGGUGGAUAUCCAAAGAGAUGCAGGUAGUGGUUGAGUGUUUAUUGUCUUAAUCAAAAUUUGCAACCAUUCAUCUAUUGAGUGAUCUUUGACUAAUAUAAAAAGGACCACACGAUAGUUACAGCUUGAAAGGGGUGUUUAGUGGGUUGUUGCAACAAAACAUUGAUGACCCAUUUGCUUAAUAAAUGCUCUCUCUCUCUCU
Messenger RNA from Syzygium oleosum, 2548 nucleotides. Its product is annotated as pentatricopeptide repeat-containing protein At5g47360. The record is from RefSeq and is a predicted model, not a curated record. Lineage: Eukaryota; Viridiplantae; Streptophyta; Magnoliopsida; Myrtales; Myrtaceae. Bases 425 to 1852 code for a protein of 475 amino acids. Gene Ontology annotation, molecular function: protein binding. The transcript has 2 exons.